AUGCGGCUCGUUCGCGCUGGUCGCGUCGGCCACCACCUUCCCGGUGGAGAGUACUUCACGCAGCCACUUCCAGUGAUCCAGAGAUCUGCCGCCGCACUGACGCCAAGAGAGCUCGCGGAAGACUGCAAGGCGAAGGCGCGCUCAGACACCGUAAAUGUGGACGAGAAGCCUCAAUUGGAAGUCCCUAAGAGGGCGACGCUCGCUCCUGGCUCCACCGUACAGCCGAAGGCUAUCGUCGCCCGGAAGCACAAGCUCACUCGAGCGGAUGAAUCUGUGCCGGUUUCCAAUCUCCCAAGCAAGCUGCGCCCCAUUGCGUUCGGCACUGACGAGCGUAUUCCCUUGUGUUUGCCUACAGGUCUCGGUAAGAUUAACGUCACCAUGUUGACUACCCUGAACGAGUUUGGCAAGUGGCGCCGCGAUGAGACGGCCCAGUUCUACCUAGACUCCUUCAAGAUCAUCCACGUCGCCCCUAUGGAAGCCCUCGUCCAGCAGAUGGUCGGCAACUUCAGGUCUCGGUUAGACACUCCCACGAUCACAGUAAACAGGCUUGCUGUGUUCAUCGUCGGCAUCGCGGAUGGCCUGCUUGCCAAUACGCGCAAGGAGAGCGAGAUCAAGACGGAAGGCAAGUCUAUCAUCGGGCUGCUCAGUAUGCUGGGCGUCGUGCUGAGCAGGCUAUGUCUGCUACACCUUUGGCCCACGAAGAUCACGAUCGAACUGUUCCGAAUCCUCGCGCUUGUUUUAAGAGUUCCAGCUCUUGCCAGUCCGUCAAGAGACCAGGACGUACGCAUGCAGAAGGGAAGGAGGUCCGGCUGCGCGCCGCGGUCGAUCGUAAGCUACAACCACACGUUCCGGCUGCCGCAGGGGCGGCUCAUCGGUCUGGGCUCGGCGGUUUAG
Messenger RNA from Postia placenta MAD-698-R-SB12, 894 nucleotides. RefSeq lists its product as hypothetical. Lineage: Eukaryota; Fungi; Basidiomycota; Agaricomycetes; Polyporales; Adustoporiaceae. The record is from RefSeq and is a predicted model, not a curated record. Gene Ontology annotation, molecular function: ATP binding; nucleic acid binding. The coding region runs from base 1 to 894 and encodes 297 amino acids. The transcript is spliced from 8 exons.